Molecule: messenger RNA, 693 nt
Organism: Fonsecaea nubica
Lineage: Eukaryota; Fungi; Ascomycota; Eurotiomycetes; Chaetothyriales; Herpotrichiellaceae
Exons: 3
Coding region: 1-693 (230 amino acids)
Biological process (GO): protein targeting to ER
Cellular component (GO): signal peptidase complex; membrane
Source: RefSeq, a predicted model, not a curated record
AUGUCUUCGUCUCCUCCACAGAAAGUGUCUCUCUACUCGGCCAAUGAUCUCAAAAACGCAACCGACGAUGCCCUUGCACCAUACCUCACCACGCUCCCCAAACCCUACGCCUUUAAACAAGAACACUACAUGACAAACGUAAAACUUGCUCUGGGGUACACAGCCGUUCUGAUCGCCGGAAUACUGUUCUAUGCGGAUUGGAAACUUGGGUGGGACGCGACGAAGGCGUACACAGGACCUGCAUGUGUCGCGUAUUUUUUACUGAACAGUGCAUUGACAUUCUGGAUCUGGGCGGUGGAAGCAGGCACAGUGUUCGUGGGUGUCAGGGAGGGAGGGCAAAAGCUCACGCUCCGCUCAUCCGCGCAGAAGUACUCCCCUGUCUACAAACUCAAAGUCACCUACUCGGCGCCCUCGACUGGCAAGAAAUGGGAAGACAAGGAGAUCACCGGAAACUACACAGAGUGGUUUAAUAUACAUGGCUAUCUGGACCGCAAAGCUCUCCAGGCAUGGUUGAACGCCAACAUCGAUGUGUUGAGGAAUGCACAGGAGGAAAUGGCCAAGAAGGACAAGACUGACAGGAUUCCCGUCAUGAUGCCCGCGGUACAGGCCGACCAAACGACACUCACGUCCGGUUUGGAGACCAGCCCAGUGCCAGCAAGCGCUAAGAAGGGACGGUCGAAGAAAAAGGCUUAA